CCCCAGCUCCAGCUCGCGGCUUAAACAGGGGCUUCAGUUGCUUGGGCGAUGCGUUGCUGAGCGGUCGGUCAAGAGCCACAAAAGUUAGCCAGCAAAAAUAUCGCGAUUUGAGUGUCGUUUGUUUUGCCCACCGGUUUUCAGCUCUGCUGUGCCCGAGACGCACUCAAUAAACAUCCAGCGAAAACGUAUACGUACUAUACUCCCUUAUCAGAGACCGAAAAAAAAGGUCGUGUCAAAGCUGUUUGACAAUGAUCUCGGCGAGAAGGUACUACCUUUUGGGUCUCCUGAUGCUGGCCACAUCUGCCCAGCUAGCCAUUGGGGAUGAAGGUGAUCGUUGCCAGGUGACGGUGAAUAUACCAGGAAUUUGUCGUGCUUCUUCGGCCUGUGAAAAUAUCGAAGGUUACCUCAGGGCGGGAGAAAUCUCCACCAGUCAAGUGCCAAGCUGUGGUUUUGGAUCGCGUGAAGAGAUCAUCUGCUGUCCCAACGUCCCUUGCUGUUCCACUGACCGAGUUGUCGAAGUUCAAGACUUUGUUGCGACGAGCUCUGAACGCAGCAGGUUACCUGAACCGGAGCCACUGCCUCCAACGACCACCGAAAGGAAAAGGAUACGGGAAUCUCGAUUGGAUGAGAGUCAGAACUUCUUUGACUUCAACAAGCUGCUUAGCACCACGGCCAAGCCACAGAAAACUCACGAGCCCUUGAAGGUGCCCACCCAUGAGUCCAUGAAGAUGCCUUCCUCCGAGACCAUGACGAUGCCCACCCAUGAGUCCAUGAAAUGGCCCACCCAUGAAUCCAUGAAGAUGCCUACCCAGAGCGUAGGUGCUUGGGGAUUUGCUCCGCCGAAAACGACACCCAGAACGAAUGCCCAUAGAUCACGUAUGGAACCGCAAUGGGGUUGGGAUAAUCGUGAGCCAAGGAUAGUAAACCAACCGCUGACCACGCCACGCACGCGUCCUACUCCACAACAGCCGAAUCCUAAUCCCAAUUCUAACAGCAAUCUGAUUCACUUGGUCAACGAUCGACUGCGUCAGCAGGGAAUGCAAAUUGAGCCGGCACGUGAAGUGCCCAUGGAAACUCAAGUCGUGCCUACGCCCACCAAAUUCAUGGAUCCCUUUGAACCCUAUCGUUUUCGGGGUCAAGACAGGGACAAGCAGCCGCAACCGGAACCCUGGAAGGAGCCUAGCAAUGAUUUGGAUGAUGGACCAAGUCCAACCACCAUAACACCGGCCGUGACGCGCACGACGACGUCGAACAGUACUUCGCGGGUCAAUGUUCCGGACAGUGAGCGUCCAGCGGCGUUAGCCUGUGCAAAGAUCCGUUCUGGUGGAAAGUCAAUAACGCCACACAUCUUAGGCGGUUUGCCCGUGGACGAGGGCGUCUAUCCUCACAUGGCAGCCAUUGGAUACAAUACGUUCGGUACAGAGGAUUUCCGUUGUGGCGGAUCUCUAAUCGCCAGUCGUUUCGUCUUGACGGCUGCCCAUUGCGUCAAUUCAGCCAGCACAACGCCGACGUUCGUCCGUUUGGGUGCCAUUUCCAUUGAGAAUCCAAAGCCUGGCUAUCAGGACAUCGAUGUGCUUGACAUCCAGAUUCAUCCAAACUAUACUAGCAGUAGUAAAUAUAAUGACAUCGCCAUCAUAGAACUGGCCGAGGAUGCCAAAAUGACCGAUAAUGUCGGUCCCGCCUGUCUGUAUACAGAGCGCACUAGUCCUCCUCUGGACUCGAAUAUCUACGUAGCGGGUUGGGGAGUUAUGAAUGUGACAAAUCGUGCCAGAUCAAAGAUCCUGCUGCGGGCACGCCUGGAUUUGGUGCCAGUGGACAAGUGUAAUGCCUCCUUUGCUGAGCAGUCGAGUACCUUUCGGGCCAUCAAGCAGGGUAUUAUCGAUUCCCUGCUCUGUGCGGCGGACAGGAAACAGGAGAAGGAUGCCUGCCAGGGCGAUUCUGGUGGUCCGCUCAUUCUCGAAACGAAUGAAGCGGAUGGCAUUUUCUCGAUCCUGGGCGUAAUCUCUUCGGGCUUUGGUUGUGCCACCAAGACACCGGGCCUGUAUACACGUGUCUCCUCCUUUUUGGACUAUAUCGAGGGUAUAGUGUGGCCGGGUAAUCGGGUGUGAAGAAAAGUCAUUUGAUCUGCAAUAAAUUAAGUUUGAACGGA
Messenger RNA from Drosophila eugracilis, 2149 nucleotides. Its product is annotated as serine protease Hayan. The coding region runs from base 249 to 2108 and encodes 619 amino acids. Gene Ontology annotation, molecular function: serine-type endopeptidase activity. The record is from RefSeq and is a predicted model, not a curated record. NCBI's taxonomy places the organism in Eukaryota, Metazoa, Arthropoda, Insecta, Diptera, Drosophilidae. Gene Ontology annotation, biological process: proteolysis. The transcript is spliced from 9 exons.